CGAGAACGGGACAGCGGCGACAGACAGCGCAAGAGCGCGCAGCAGUUGCACCUAGAACCGGCGCAAUUCAUACAGCAAUCUCUAAAGGGACUUUAUUUACAGUCCGGACUGUAGUGCUUAUAAAGAUUAUUAUUUAGUUAUGCAUUAUUAAUAGUGCGUAAAGACAUGAGCGCCAGAAACAGAUCCCCACCGGACUGAUCAAUAACCGACAUCCUCUGUCAUCAGGACCACCAGCUGUAUACUUGGACGGGCGUGAACGCAGAAACCCGACAAGUGCAUUUACAUCUCAAACAAGUGGAUUUUCGUACAUUUAGAGACAGUGGGUGGUUUUAUCCGCUGUCCCGGACCUGUUUUGAAUAGCGCAUUGGCAUCAGUGGACUUCAUUGAGUUCAGUUCGCUCUCUGGAUACGGACACAAUGGAUUUUACACCGGUCGCGCUGCUCGUGUCCAUAAUCUCGGUGUCUCUGUCUGCGGAUAACGCCGGCGGUAAAGCGCGGAGCUGCGCGGACAUGCGCCAGUUCUACAGCGGAAAAGGGUUCACGUUAAACGGCGUCCCGCAGUCCGAGAUAUCAGGGGAACAUCUGCGCAUCUGUCCACAGGGUUACACCUGCUGCACCAGCGCUAUGGAGGAGACGCUGUCAAACCUGAGCCGCAGAGAAUUUGAGGGCCUGGUCAGGGAGGCGGGACGCUCCAUCCAGGCCUCGCUCAACGCCCAGUACAGAACCUUUGAUACAUACUUCCUUGAACUUCUCAAUGACUCUGAAAGGUGGUUGGAAGAGGCGUUCUUGGCAGCCCUGGGGGAUCUAUACCGGCCCAACGCUGGAGUUUUCCGUGACCUGUACGGCGACCUGCGUCGGUACUACAGCAACGCGCCCUUGAACCUCGAGGAGGUCUUGGAUGAGUUCUGGAUGAGGCUUCUGGAGCGUCUUUUGAAGGCGUCUGACCCUGAGACUGCCUCCCUGCUCUCCGAUGACUUCCUGGAGUGUGCCUCCAAGCAAACCGAGACCCUGCAUCCUUUCGGAGACGCCCCGCGUGAACUGAAGGCCAAGCUGGUACGGGCGUUCGUCGGCGCUCGGGCGUUCGUUCGGGGCCUUAACGCGGCCGGGGAGAUAGUGAGGAAAGUGUCACAGGUUCCUCUGAGUGUGGAAUGCAAUCGUGCCAUUAUGAAGCUGGUGUAUUGCCCUCAUUGCAGAGGCUUCGGAUCGGUCAAACCUUGUGCCAACUAUUGUAAGAACGUCAUGAAGGGAUGCCUGGCCAACCAGGCUGACUUGGACACAGAGUGGCAGAGUCUUAUAGAAACCAUGCUACAGGUGGCCUCCAGUUUUGGUGCCGAGCCCAGUAUGGACACUGUGAUCUAUUCAAUUCCUGUGAGAAUCUCGGAGGCUGUUGUCGCUAUGCAAGAGAACAUGGAGAUCUAUACCAGCAAGGUAUUCAAGCUCUGCGGGGACCGCGGUGAAGAAGGCACACCAAGCUCGAUAUCAGAAGAGCCGAAAAAGAAAGCAAGUACAGUGACGGCCGUAGAAUAUAAACCCAGUCCCAAAGCUGCUGCCAGACUGGAGGUGCAGGUAACAGACGUGUCCAGUAAACUCAAGGAAAUGCAGUUUUACUGGAUCCAGUUGCCCUCGGCUCUCUGCAGUGGGAAAACAUCCAGCAGUGGUGACAAAUGCUGGAAUGGAAUGAGUAAAGCCAGUUACCUCCCUGAGGUCAUGGGUGACGGGCUGGCCAAUCAGAUUAAUAACCCGGAGGUGGAGAUUGACAUCACCAAGCCAGACAGGACCAUACGUCAACAAAUCAUGCUGUUAAAGAUCAUGUCCAAUCGCCUGAGAAACGCCUUGAACGGAAACGACGUGGACUUUCAAGACACCAGUGAUGAUUUCAGUGGCUCUGGAAGCGGCAUGUGUGCAGACCACCUGUGUAUCCGGGGAAGGCCGCCGGUCUUCGGGCCGAAAAACGACCGGCCCAAUCACUUCGCUUACGGCCCCGACAACAAAAAAGUCAAGAGCUCGGCGAAACAGAUCCAGCCUUCCGUCAUCUUACUGGUUCUGUUACUCACGUGUCUGUUUCUCAGACGGUAAUGCACAUUGCUCUGCAGCUGAAUCAAACUUUGGGAUCUUUUGGAGGAAAAUUUGGAUAGGGCGGAGCCGAGCAAGGAAUGUUAAAAACGCAUAGAAAAAAAACAAGAAAUGGUGAGCUAAUAAAUUUGCCAAAAGAAAAAAGAACCUUGUGAAUGAACGAACAUUUUCCUCUCGAAUACAGAGGCGACCAUGAAAAUAGCUGGAGAUGGAUUUUUUUGUGUUUUUUAUGUUUUGUAAUCCGUCAGAUUUAAUUUCUGAUUUGAUACAUCAAUUGACAUCUCGGUUUUUUACCUUUGAAUGUAAAAAGAUGAAGUGGACAGUCAGAAUGCCGGUUUAGAUUUACACUACGAGGUUCUCCGACGCAAUUUACCCACAAUUCUUUGUUCAUCUCAUUCAACAACAACUCAUCUUUGCACAGUUAUCUUAAAUUUUGUCUAAAAUGUUUGCAGUACUACAUGCUAAGAAUUAGGUCUCUUUUAGAUAACAAAAAUCAAUUAAAUUGGGUUUGAGCAUGAAUUAAAAUAUAAUUUUGCUGUGUAUUGUGUGAUGAAAUCAUAAUAUGAAAUCUAAAAAAUCUUUUAAAUAGUCAAUCUUCAUGCACAGGGAGCUGUAUUAACAAGUGAACUACAAAAUUGUGAGAAAUAUCUGGGGUCAUAUCGCACCACAAAAUCAAAAAAGAAAAUUGAAAAUGUAAAUGUGAAACCAGAUGUGAAGAUAUACAUACAAAAAAAACCACUCUUUCUUGACUGGGUUAUUGCUCAGACCGGCACAAAAUAUUUAUCGGGAAUGUCAAGAACUUUUCGCACCGACGGCAUACUGUACUUAUGAGUUAAACAGAAGCAUGUGUCAGUCUUGAAUGAAUCGAAUUGCCUUGAAUGGAAUUUCAUUUUUAGCCAAAGCUCAAGGGAAGCAGUCGUAUACAGAAUGUACCAUUUUCGAAUAAUAAACAUCAGUCACUUUUAAUGAAAGUUCGUAACUUUAUAGAUUUUUGAUUUCAGAGCAAUACCAAUAACUAAAUGCGUGGCAGUGACACUUUAACACCAAGUUGAUUCAUAAGAAAGAUUAUUUAAGAACUAUUUGUGAGAGUACACUUCAAACUUUCUAAAGCAUCCCAAAGUCCCUAAAAAUUGCAUUGAAAGAUGUUAAAUAAAAUCCCCUUCACGUUUCGUCUGAUGUUUGUUUAUAAUGCCUUUGAUGCACAACUGCCGUUAAAUGAAUCAAGGUCUGAUUUGGUGGGACAGAUAUGAUAUGUGAAACAAUGUAAAAAGUUGUGGAAUGUAACUUCAGUGGAGAAUGUACGAUGCGGUGGAUUAUAUCACAGGAGGGCUGGUUUUUGUACUCGGUUGUCCAGUAUAAAUCAAUUAAAGCACAUUGUAUAGUCUUAGUUGAACGCAUGACUCGUCGAACGGACUUUGGACCAUUAAUACGUUCUGUAUGUCAUUGGCAGAUUGAACACACGCUUGAGCGUGUAUGAGAGAUGCAGAAAUGUGUGUAUUGGUCAUUUUGGUUUGUUUUCAGCACUAGUAUUUUGAUUUGUAAAUUUCAUCUGUUUUACGUAAAUAAAAAUGCACAGGUGUUCAAACAAAAUGGACGUGGUCAAUGAAAAUUUUCUGAAAUAAAUAUGAUGUGUA
This is a messenger RNA of Triplophysa rosa, 3706 nucleotides long. RefSeq names its product glypican 1a (gene gpc1a). Bases 417 to 2075 code for a protein of 552 amino acids. Gene Ontology annotation, molecular function: fibroblast growth factor binding. The transcript is spliced from 9 exons. The record is from RefSeq and is a predicted model, not a curated record. Gene Ontology annotation, cellular component: cell surface; extracellular region; plasma membrane. Lineage: Eukaryota; Metazoa; Chordata; Actinopteri; Cypriniformes; Nemacheilidae. Gene Ontology annotation, biological process: cell migration; regulation of protein localization to membrane; negative regulation of fibroblast growth factor receptor signaling pathway.